GGGAAGCUGACAGAACUCCGUGCUAGGAUUCAUCACACUGAGUGUCUCCGCUGUGUUCCCUUCCAGUCGCUGCCGUCUGGACACAUGCAAGGAACGUUUGAACAGGCCAAUAAAGAAGAAAACAGAGACAAGAACAGAUACCCCAACAUCCUUCCCAAUGAUCAUUCCCGGGUGAUUUUGAGCCAAGUGGACGGAACGCCCUGUUCGGACUACAUUAAUGCUUCAUACAUAGACGGUUACAAGGAGAAGAAUAAAUUCAUAGCAGCUCAAGGCCCUAAGCAGGAAACAGUUAAUGACUUCUGGAGGAUGAUCUGGGAGCAGAAGUCUGCGACCAUCGUCAUGUUGACGAACCUGAAAGAAAGGAAAGAGGUGAGCCCGGCCUCUGAUAAGGAAUACUUUCUUUUUGCUGCUGUUGGCGGGG
Myotis lucifugus (little brown bat) is the source of this 421-nucleotide messenger RNA. Its product is annotated as receptor-type tyrosine-protein phosphatase epsilon-like. Gene Ontology annotation, molecular function: protein tyrosine phosphatase activity. The annotation marks the transcript as partial. Gene Ontology annotation, biological process: protein dephosphorylation. The transcript is spliced from 4 exons. The record is from RefSeq and is a predicted model, not a curated record. NCBI's taxonomy places the organism in Eukaryota, Metazoa, Chordata, Mammalia, Chiroptera, Vespertilionidae.